This is a messenger RNA of Gossypium arboreum, 1427 nucleotides long. Its product is annotated as SNF1-related protein kinase regulatory subunit gamma-1-like. Bases 92 to 1027 code for a protein of 311 amino acids. The record is from RefSeq and is a predicted model, not a curated record. NCBI's taxonomy places the organism in Eukaryota, Viridiplantae, Streptophyta, Magnoliopsida, Malvales, Malvaceae. The transcript is spliced from 5 exons.
AUGUAUGUGUGUGUGUGUGUGUGUGUCUGUGUGGUUAUGCUCUUUUGCAAAAUGCUAGCAAGGAGACUGGCAACACAGUAUUUAUGCAUGCAUGUCUAUGUAUGUGUGUAUGUAUGAUUAUGCCCUUUUGCAGAAUGCUAGCAAGGAGACUGGCAAAGGCAAUUUCAUGUCCUUGCUUGAAAAGAAUCCUGAAACUGGCCACACCAAGGUAGGGGAGUUAGCAAAAUCUUUCCUCUGGAAUCCAUUUUUCCCUGUACGCUUAGAGGAUACCCUAUUUCAUGUUCUGUUGCUGAUCUCGAAACACCGAAUCCGAGUUGUGCCGGUCAUCGAACAAUCCAAUCUUAAAGUCACAGGUUUCGUUACACAGAAUGCAGUUAUCCAAUUGCUUCUUCAAUCUGAUGGACUCACUUGGUUCGAUAGUAUUGCCGAAAAGCCCCUAUCGGAAUUCCGGUUCGAAAAUGAGAGUGUAAGUUUUGUGUAUGGUGAUGACAGCAUAGCCGAUGCACUUCAUGUCUUGUUUAAAAGCCAAACCGGUGCAGUUGCUGUUAUUGAUAGACAAACUCGAAUGCUUAUCGGUAGUGUUAGAAACGGCGAUGUGUACCUUCUUCUGGAGAACGAUAAGAUUUUCCGUGAUCGAAAGGUUGUGACCGUGGAGGAAUUCAUUCGUAUCGAGACUAGUAACCAGGAUCCCAAUCCUACCAUCGAACGAGACAUGGGGGCUCUUUUAUCGGCAGGGGUUCUUCAACUACGAAACAAAUACCGUCCGAGAAUGGACUCACCGGUCACUAACAAAAAAACCGAUACGCUCAAGGAAGCAAUGAAGAAUGUAGCAAGAACUAAAAGCGAUUUCUGUUUUCAAGUCGAUGAUUCACAGCAUUUGCUCGGCAUACUCACGCUGAGAGACAUUAUUCUUCAGUUUUCGCCACCGUCUAUGAACUCUAAUAUCGAUGGAGGAGGCUUCUUUGAAACUACUCUCGAACUGACUGGUUGUCAGAUCAAAGGUGGAACACUAGUUUGUGAUCAUUAAUGCAUUUAGUCCUCAAGAGGAGUCACCAUUCGGUUUGGGCGAGUGCCGGUUCUAGUUCCAGUUUUGGCAUUGCUUCUAUCUACUGGAGUGUGCUCAACUGGAGAUGUUUUAACAAAUCUGCUCGGCUCCGGUCCUAGAACAUGUCGACGAACAACGGCAGAGGAAACCGAAGGCUGUGUUUGUAAAGAAGAUGCUUAACAUUUAAAAUCUGGGUUAUUGAGGUACUUGUCCUUCCAUCAUCUACUCGAGUUUCACCAUAACAGAAAACAAUAUUGUCGGGAACGGCUCCGAAAGGAUUAACGAUUUUGGAAGAAUAUAUUUAUGUAAUUGUUAAAGAAUUAAUCGUUAGGUGUCCCUUUUUUUCAUUCAAAUGAAUAUUUAAAUAUUUUAACUCUUAAAA